GAAUGGGGCACCGUUACCGGUCGCUUUGUUGUCGAUGGCGACGUCAAGGCUUUGCCUCCGAUGAACGUGACCAAGGAUGCAGAGUUCUGCGGCCCUAACUUGCCAGACCCUUCGAUCGAAGUCGGUGCUGAUAACGGCUUGAAAAAUGUUGCGAUCUGGCUUUAUCUCGAUCGCGGCGCUAAAGCCCCUGAGGUUCAUCCUGAAUACGAAGCUGCUGCGAAAAAGCCUGUGGUGAUCGACAACAAGGCUUGUCUCUAUGCACCUCACAUUGCCACGGUAAUGGUCGGACAGCCUGUUGAAUUUAAGAAUUCGGAUCCGAUCCCCCACAACUUCAAAGUUGAAGGUUUCGCCAACGCCGGCAUGAAUAAUCUUGUCCCUGUUGGUGGUGUUUACGAGCACAAGUUUGAUAGCGAAGAGCGUUACCCGAUGAACGCCAGCUGCUCGAUCCAUCCUUGGAUGUCAGCCAAGAUUGUCGUUCGCGAAUUGCCUUACAUGGCAGUGACUGCAGAAGAUGGUUCGUUCGAGAUCAAGAACCUGCCGGUUGGCGAACACAAGCUGCAAAUCUGGCACGAAGUUCCUGGCACCAUCAAGGAAAUGACCGUUGGUGGUAAGAAGGUCAAGGAUCGUAAAGGCUUGCUCGAAAUCACCGUGAAAGCAGGCGACAACGACCUGGGUGAUAUCGCUGUCGACGGUGGCGACUUGAAGUAA
This is a messenger RNA of Symbiodinium sp. CCMP2456, 708 nucleotides long. NCBI's taxonomy places the organism in Eukaryota, Dinophyceae, Suessiales, Symbiodiniaceae. The record is from the annotation of a GenBank genome assembly.